CCGACGCACGCUUCCGAUGUCGCGCCUCGCGUCGAGCAUCGUCGCCGGGCGCGCGAUUCCCGAGCGCGCCGCCGUCACCGCGCGCGCGCCCGGCCGCGCAUCCGUCCGCCCCAGCGCGCGGCCCCUCCUCCAUCCGCUUCGUCGCUUUUCCACCCGCUUUUCCCCCACCCGCGGCGAGUUGUCGGCGCGCGACGCGGUGCUCGAGCCGCGCGCGGACGCGCCCGGGGCCAAGAAGGUGAAUCCCGAGGACAUCCCGCCCACCGCGCUCCAGUUCAUGGUCGAGAUGUCGUGCGGCAAGUGCGUCGCCGCGGUGGAGUCCGCCGUCGCCGCCGUGCCGGGGGUCGAGGCCGUCACCGGCGCGCUCGAGACCAACACCGUCCGCGUCGUCGCCAGGCUCCAACACGCCGACGACGUCAUCGACGCCAUCACCGGCGCGGGGUACAAGGCGAGGCUCAUCGGCAGCGGCGACGUCGAGGCGUUCGGCGAGGACCUCGCGCGGAGGCUCGGCACCGAUCUUCGGACCCUCCGGCAGUCCCUCGCUGCGGUGGCCGAGUUCAAGGGUAAGGCGUACGGGCACGGCGACGUGACGGGGGUGGUGCGGUUCGUCGCCGUGAACGAGGACACGUGCGUCGUGGAAGGUGCGCUGGAAGGGUUAGUUCCGGGUGCCGCGUACGCGGUGACGGUGAGGCAGUUUGGAGACACCACGCACGGGGUCGCGACAACCGGCGGAGUCUACACAGCUGUGGACGCUUCCGCUGACGCGGACGCUGCUGCUGACGCAGAUAUCGACGCGGCGCGCGCCGCCGGGGACCUCGGCGAGGUCACCGCCGACGCCGACGGCCGCGCGACCGUUCCCAGCAGGGUGGUCGAUUCGAGGGUCAAAGUUUGGGACGUCAUCGGGCGGUCGCUGGCUGUCGUUCGAGCGAACGGGCCCGGCGAAGAGGACGGCGCGGCGGCGGUGCUCGCGAGGAGCGCGGGCGUGGGGGAGAACCUGAAGAGGGUGUGCCACUGCGACGGGACCGUGAUAUUCGAGUCGACGCCCGACGAUUUCAAGCCGUCGUCGGCGUGAAAGCUCCGAAGAGGUAGCGCCAGUCGAAGAGGUGUAAUCAUCCAACAUCAAAUCUGU
Molecule: messenger RNA, 1126 nt
Organism: Micromonas commoda
Lineage: Eukaryota; Viridiplantae; Chlorophyta; Mamiellophyceae; Mamiellales; Mamiellaceae
Exons: 1
Coding region: 284-1069 (261 amino acids)
Biological process (GO): removal of superoxide radicals
Molecular function (GO): copper ion binding; superoxide dismutase activity
Source: RefSeq, a predicted model, not a curated record